Capsella rubella is the source of this 1493-nucleotide messenger RNA. Its product is annotated as nucleosome assembly protein 1;2. The record is from RefSeq and is a predicted model, not a curated record. Gene Ontology annotation, cellular component: nucleus; chromatin. The transcript has 12 exons. Gene Ontology annotation, biological process: somatic cell DNA recombination; nucleosome assembly. Gene Ontology annotation, molecular function: histone binding; chromatin binding. Lineage: Eukaryota; Viridiplantae; Streptophyta; Magnoliopsida; Brassicales; Brassicaceae. Bases 90 to 1229 code for a protein of 379 amino acids.
AAGUUUUUUUUCUUAUUUGUCCCCAAAAAUCUAGGGUUUUAAGGUUUCUUAUCCUUCCUCUUCCUCCGCCAGAUUCUUUUCUUGCGAAGAUGAGCAACGACAAGGACAACAUGAACAUGGCCGAUCUCACCGCCGCUCUCAACGAGGAGGAUCGUGCCGGGCUUGUUAAUGCUCUCAAGAACAAGUUGCAGAAUUUGGCUGGACAACACUCUGAUGUCCUUGAGAACUUGAGUCCGAUAGUCAGGAAGCGUGUCGAGGUUCUAAGAGAGAUUCAGAACCAAUAUGAUGAGAUGGAAUCAAAAUUCUUCGAAGAGAGGGCAGCUCUAGAAGCUAAAUAUCAAAAGCUAUACCAGCCUUUGUAUACCAAGCGUUAUGAGAUUGUGAACGGUGUGGUUGAAGUUGAAGGUGCAGCUGAAGAAGUAAAAUCAGAACAAGGUGAAGAUAAAACACCUGAAGAGAAAGGAGUGCCAGAUUUCUGGCUUAUUGCAUUGAAGAACAAUGAAAUUACAGCUGAGGAGAUAACUGAGCGAGAUGAAGGGGCUCUUAAGUAUCUUAAAGAUAUCAAGUGGAGUAGGGUUGAAGAACCUAAAGGGUUCAAGCUUGAGUUUUUCUUUGAUCAGAACCCUUACUUCAAGAACACUGUCUUGACCAAGACAUAUCACAUGAUUGAUGAAGAUGAGCCUAUCCUCGAGAAGGCCCUUGGGACUGAGAUUGAAUGGUAUCCUGGAAAGUGUUUGACACAGAAGAUUCUAAAAAAGAAGCCAAAGAAAGGAUCGAAAAACACAAAGCCAAUCACUAAGACUGAGGACUGUGAGAGUUUCUUCAACUUUUUCAGCCCACCUCAAGUUCCUGACGAUGAUGAGGAUCUUGAUGAUGACAUGGCUGACGAACUCCAAGGCCAAAUGGAACACGACUAUGAUAUCGGAUCAACCAUUAAAGAAAAAAUCAUAUCGCAUGCUGUGUCAUGGUUCACUGGUGAAGCUGUUGAGGCAGAUGACCUUGAUAUGGAGGAAGACGAUGAUGAGAUUGAUGAAGAUGAUGAUGAUGAAGAGGACGAGGAAGAUGAUGAGGAUGACGAGGAUGAUGAUGAAGAGGAUGAUGACGAGGAAGAAGAAGCAGAUCAAGGAAAGAAGAGCAGAAAGAAGUCAUCAGCUGGUCACAAGGCUGGAAGAAGUCAAGUUGCGGAAGGUCAAGCAGGUGAGAGGCCACCGGAAUGUAAGCAACAGUGAAGAAUCUGAAGAAAGGAGAGUGUGAGGUCUUUGAGCCGAGGUUGUGUUUCUUAAUUUGCAGAGUCAUGGUCCGGUUUAAUUAUAUAUCAAGUUUUGGGUGGUUGGUUUGUUGAAAAAAAAAAGAAAAAUUGGUUCUUUGGUUGGUUUUUGUGUCUUUGAUUUUUCAUUUGUAAUCUUCUUAUGAAUUUGUUUCUAAGUUAUAAUAUUUUGUCGUUCUGGUCAGAUUUUCGAUCUCAAUUCAAUUUAUUUUCGACAACGAAAUCA